Messenger RNA from Symbiodinium necroappetens, 1239 nucleotides. NCBI's taxonomy places the organism in Eukaryota, Dinophyceae, Suessiales, Symbiodiniaceae. The record is from the annotation of a GenBank genome assembly.
GCUGCCAAGCUCGCAAAGCUCUCACAAGAAGUGGAUGCGUUGCGUGCAGAAAACUCCAUUCUCCGUCAGUCCGUGCUUGAAGCCGACCCAGAGGUGUCUGAUGGGGAUGGCGACGAAGACCUGCACACUUUGCGCAGAGAACGAGACCAGUAUCGGGAGCAGGUCCUGGCAAUGACAAAGUUCUUGCAUGACUACGGCCUGACGUGGGUGGGCGACAAAGAGCAGGAAGAGGAAACUGCCCAGCUCAACGAAUCCCUGGCGGAGAAGCUCAGCCGACCGACCUCGGCGCAGGUGGACGUGCAGGUCAUGUGCGCGCGGGUCGAGGAGUUGAAUGCCUUGGUCCGGCAGGAGGGCGCCAAAGUCGUGUCCAAUCGCGUUGGGGGCGCCAUCCACGCACGACUGGCCACCGACCAAGCUCCUUUGCCUUUGAGCUUCUUCCAGGACGGCGUUAAGCUCGGACGCUGCAAUUUCCAACCCUUCGGCAGCCGUGCUGCCCAGCAACUUCUUCAGGACAUCUUGGAUGGCUACUUCCCCUACGAGCUGAAAGAGGAGUACCCCGACGGUGUCAUGCUCAAGGUGGUUGAUCGAGUGGCCGUGACUUUCGCAGUGUGGCAGAAGGAGUAUGCCAGCGCCGAUCCCGACCUCGAUGCGCGUGGAGAUCGCUUGGCCAUGGGCGGCCGGGUCCUAAAUGCCCCGACCGUGACUUCUUCGGAGAAGGUGUUGCGUGCCGGACAGAUUUGCGAGGCUCGUCUUUGCAAGCUUCUGCUUGGACCCGCGCAGUUGAAGGAAGAGAAGGACACCUCCUCAGACGUUAUGGAAGUCAUGGCCGGGCCCUUGUCUUCUCGGAGGUGUGGUGUCACCUUUGGCAUCACGAUGAGGUCUGUCCGAACGGCCAGGUAUUUCUUCUCGCGGUGGCAGCCUCAGAACAUGCGAAGCUUGAAGGCAAAGCUGCAUUCGGCGACGCCGUGCAAUCCGAUUCUGCAGUUCCUAAUCGGAGUUGCUCCAUCGCACAAGAAGUCUUGUGCCAGCUUGCAGGUUUCCUUAGCCUACGCCCGGGGGCAGCUGACGCCGACAGAAGUGGCGAGAGCACAGGCGUCGGAGAGCUCUGAAUGCCUGCAACAGGUCCUUCUUUGGAACGCCUUGCAGACCAACUUCAUGCUGGAUGCGAGCGUGCGUGUGGCCGGUCAAGACCCACGACGUGCCUUGGACAGAGCACCGAUGGUCACGGUGGUGAAUUGA